UCACGCUCGCAUUGAACCGUAUAUCAAGCUUAAACAAAUUUGGAUUUCAGCAGGAAGAAAUAAAACAAGUUCCUUAGGCCCCGUUCACAAAUCAGGCGUUUAACGCGCGUUUUGAAAACUUACAUCAACAACUGCACCAGUUUCUUACGUUUAACGCGCGUUAGCAUAUAAACACCUUGAACAAAAUGUAAAGAAAUGUGGUCACGCGCGUUAAACGCCUGGCUUUUGGAAGCGAUUUAUUUCCCUUGCCACCUUUAUCAAAAUGGACGUUUUUACAAAAAGACAUUUUUCAAUCUAAGCUAGCGGUAUAUUAAAUUGGGCAAUAGCUUUUCUAUAUGGUUGACUCCGUUUCUGUUAUCGCAAAAUGCGUGGAUCUAAUGGAUUUUUUUUUCACUACCUGGUUGUGAUUACAGUUUUAACUAGAGUUAUAGUUCUCGGUUGUUUGGCAUUAAAUGCCGUAUCAACCAAGCUGGAAUAACUUUUGUAAUGAAAGACAUAUCGCACAGAAAUAAUGAGAGUGGCGUAUCUGUGCUUUUUUUAAAAGGUUAUUUUUUUAAUGGCCAACUGUAGGCCACGUAUCCUGUAUGAACAGAAAGAUUGACAUACUAAACGUCAGUUGCUUACCAUUCGUACAAAGUAUUGGAUGACUACAAAAUGUUAACAAUUCAUACUAUUCCAGAACGCUUCCGAUACGUUAAGAAAACACUACUACAGCAAUGGGCGCGUCAGUAAUAAAGUUGAUGCAUUGAUUGGUGGUUUUGAUUUCCAAGUGACAGAAGCGCUGUAUUGCAUUUUGUUUUUACAGUAGUUAAAUCGGGUCACUACUGCGUAUAAGUACGUUUAGGAAAUAAGCCAAAUAUGGUGUAUAGCCAGCCGAUAUUUUUUUUUUUGCUGAGAGUUAUAUGUAUAGAGUGUUAAACUGCGGUACAUAUUGUGUAUGGCAUUCUUCUUCCAUUAUCUGUUUCAUAAAUUUUUUUGAUAAUGAGUGUAAACAGGACUGAAAUCUUCGUUAUUUGACAAUUUUUCUAAAAGUUAUCUGGGUAUAUAUACCUACUAUUGAACCUGAACAGCUCGCUAUUUGCAUCAUUGCAAACGGCGGCUCAUGUCUUCUCAGUUAAAGAAAACCGGAGAUGGUUCAGUGAAUCUAUUUCCGCCAAUAUAACGUUUACCAAUUUCCACGGGUAUGUGUUAUAAAACCUUUAUAGCGUACCGACCAACUUUAAUAUGGGAUAUGUAUUGCUACAAAUGUUCAUUUAAUAUUUAGUUGAUUUCUAAACUUAUUCCUUAAAAUAUCUAAGAGUUAGUUUUCUUUAUAAACGGAUAUAUGCAAGGUUUUUCGGUGGAGAAGCAAUAAAUUCCCUUAUUGUGUAUAAUUUUUUUAUAUAUGAUUCAUUUGUCUCAAUACAAUUGUUUAUGAAACUUCUCUAAAAGUAAUUUUAAGGCGUAAAGGUGUAAAGAGACAGCGAUUGGUGUAUAUUUCAACCUAAGCAACUAAUGAUCUGGUUUUUAAAUCUUAAUGAAUGGUUUAAUUUGUUGCUGUAGAAAGAAUAGCAGCAACUAGCAUAAGAUAUGUGCCCGCGAGUCCAGUGUGUUGUUGAUUAGUUGGGUAUGAUUAAUGAUCAGAAGAUUCAAACUGUGUUAUAUUAAUAUCACCGCAAUAUGAUGGAUCGUCAACGUCGUCUACAGAAAUGGGGAAAAUAAUGGUUGAGUCUUAAACUGAAAUGUCAGAUUUACGUUAUCCGACGGGCGGCUUGAGAAUGGUACUUGCUUGUGUAUGCGACAUUAGACAUUUAAAAACUUUCAGUUACCUACACACUGCAAAUCACAGCACGCAUAUUUAAAUGAGUCUUGAUAUCCUAUUUUAGAAAUGGAGGCGGCAGCAAGGACGGCUACAAUAAAGGCGGGUUUGGUGCCGGCGGCAGCGGCGGUGGUGGUGGUGGCGAAAUGGUUACGCAAGAAGAUACAAUUUUUGUCUCUGGUAUGGAUCCCUCAACCGAUGAAUUGGCCAUCGAAACCCAUUUCGGUGCGAUCGGCAUUAUAAAGAAAGAUAAGAGGACAAUGAAGCCUAAAAUUUGGUUGUACAAGCACAAAGACACCGGGCUCUCUAAAGGCGAAGCUACUGUAACCUAUGAUGAUACAAAUGCCGCCCAGUCGGCAAUCGCUUGGUUUGAUGGGCGCGAUUUCAAUGGCUGCUCGAUUAAAGUUUCUUUGGCACAGCGCCAAAAUAAUUGGAAAGGAGGUCGCGGUGGUGGUAGCGGCGGCGGUGGUGGUUUUGGUGGUCGUGGUGGACCCGGUGGUGGUCGUGGUGGAGGCGGCGGCGGCCGAUUUGAUCGCGGUGGUGGCGGCGGCGGUGGACCGGGUGGGGAUUACGAUUCGGGACGAGGCGGUGGCGGCGGCGAUCGUGGAGGUCGUGGCAGAAUGGGUGGUGGCGGCGGUGGAGCCGGUGGCGGUGGUGGCGGUAAUGUACCACAACGCGAAGGUGAUUGGAAGUGCAGCAGUUGCAAUAAUACGAACUUUGCUUGGCGUAACGAAUGCAAUAGAUGCAAGGAGCCGAAAGGCGAUGCAGGAAAUGAAAGCGGUGGCGGCGGGGGCGGUUACAGCAGUGGAGGUGGCGGUUAUGGUGGCGGUGGUGGAGGUGGCUUCGGCAGCGAUCGCGGCAGUGGUGGUGGCGGUUAUGGCAGUGAUCGUGGUGGUGGCGGCGGUGGCUAUGGAAAUAGAGACCGCGGAAGUGGUGGUGGCGCCGGUGGUGGUGGGGGCUUCAACCGUUUUGGUGGUGGUGGACGCGGUGGUGGUGGCGGCGGAGGAGGCCGUGGAAUGGGCGGCGGUCGUCGCGAUGGCGGUGGUGGUGGUGGCCCUGCUAGAGGAGACGGUGGCAAUCGGCCUAGACCCUAUUAACUGUCGUUUGGUUCGUUUACCGGUUUUACGUUAUAUGUGUAUUUAACUUUAGAAAACAUUUUUUUAAGUAAAGCGAAUAUGUUGUAAAAUGAUCAUAAUUACAUAUUACAGCUACACUCAAAUAUCAACAGUUUGUAAAGAAAGUAUGGAACAUGUAUUAAAAAGUAUAAUGACGAAUGUAUAUUACGAUAUACCAAUUACUUUCCAAAUAAACAAUCGUCGGAAUGUUUUAAUUUCAAUGACAAAAUAAUAUA
Rhagoletis zephyria (snowberry fruit fly) is the source of this 3149-nucleotide messenger RNA. RefSeq names its product RNA-binding protein cabeza-like. Gene Ontology annotation, molecular function: RNA binding. Lineage: Eukaryota; Metazoa; Arthropoda; Insecta; Diptera; Tephritidae. Gene Ontology annotation, biological process: regulation of DNA-templated transcription. The record is from RefSeq and is a predicted model, not a curated record.